Bubalus bubalis (water buffalo) is the source of this 725-nucleotide messenger RNA. RefSeq names its product neuropeptide Y (gene NPY). Lineage: Eukaryota; Metazoa; Chordata; Mammalia; Artiodactyla; Bovidae. The record is from RefSeq and is a predicted model, not a curated record. The transcript is spliced from 4 exons. Gene Ontology annotation, cellular component: extracellular region. The coding region runs from base 258 to 551 and encodes 97 amino acids. Gene Ontology annotation, molecular function: neuropeptide Y receptor binding; neuropeptide hormone activity. Gene Ontology annotation, biological process: neuropeptide signaling pathway; feeding behavior.
AGAGCUGAGGCUCGCGCGGCAGUAGCUCUGGACCCCCUCCCUCAUCCCCCGCCAACGGGGGCGGGAAGCUGCGGGGUGGGAGUAGCGGAGCGUGAUUGCCCGAGGCCCCUCCUGCCGUGGCUAGGGAGAGCCAUAAAAACCCUGUUGCAACCUGCUCCGGACACCCCCUUCUGCCGGCUCUCACCCCUAGAAGAGGCUCGCCAGACUACUGAGCCCUAGCCACCCAGCCACGCCCGCCAGCCAGCCAGCCCGCCACCAUGCUGGGUAGCAAGCGACUGGGCUUGUCCGGACUGACCCUCGCCCUGUCCCUGCUCGUGUGCCUGGGCGCCCUGGCCGAGGCGUACCCCUCCAAACCUGACAACCCCGGCGAGGACGCUCCGGCGGAGGACUUGGCCAGAUACUACUCAGCGCUGCGACACUACAUCAAUCUCAUCACCAGGCAGAGAUACGGGAAACGAUCUAGCCCCGAGACCCUGAUUUCAGACCUCUUGAUGAGAGAAAGCACGGGAAACAUUCCCAGAACUAGGCUGGAAGACCCUUCUAUGUGGUGAUGGGAAAGGAAACUUGCUCUCCAGUCUCUGCCUCUUUUUCAACCCCCAUUUCAUCCUGUAAAACUAGAGUCUGCCAGUCCUCCCAAUGCAUGCAGCCCCUGUGCUCACCUCUGCAGUUUCCCUUUGUCAUCAUUGUAUAUAUGUGUGUUUAAAUAAAGCACUAUGCACUCAAAA